AUGCCAAAAUUUCGACCAUGGAGGCUGCGCAGCAAGCAGCAUCCAUGGCCAGAAUUGCAGGCGAAAGCAUGGAAUGCUAGGUGUGUGGUGGCCUGGCUUUGUGAGGAAACCAUAUCCAUGGCCAACCGCAAUUUGCAUGACCAAUGGUUGCCUCUGAUGGCAUCACUUGUGUACUAUGCUUCAGAGUGGCACCGCAAAUCGGAGCUCUAUCCCAGGUAUUUGAGUGAACAUCAAGCGCAGGAUCUUCUUUACACAUGCGAUGAGUGUUUGACUGCUUAUGCGAUUCUUUCCAACAUGGCGGUGGGGUUAGACCAGCUGUUUUUCCCGGUCCGACCGAAACUUCAUGCUUGGCAAGAGCUCGCGUUUCAGCAGGUGCAAGACUGCUACAACCACCGCUUCUUCCACGGCUUCAAACCAGAAGGCUUCAUUGGUCGCAUGACUACUCUGUGCUCAUCUGGCAAUAAUAGCAAUGUAGAUUUCAUUGCGUUGAGGCGUUUUUACCUUGCGUAUCUUGAUCUCAAUGUUAGCUUUAGUUUUUGUUCACCAUUUUCCACUGGUUAUUUUUGUUGGGGGGAACUACAUAUAUGUAGCACUUUGGUCAAAUGA
Molecule: messenger RNA, 606 nt
Organism: Cladocopium goreaui
Lineage: Eukaryota; Dinophyceae; Suessiales; Symbiodiniaceae
Source: the annotation of a GenBank genome assembly